Molecule: messenger RNA, 404 nt
Organism: Pyrgilauda ruficollis (rufous-necked snowfinch)
Lineage: Eukaryota; Metazoa; Chordata; Aves; Passeriformes; Passeridae
Product: cystathionine gamma-lyase-like
Exons: 4
Biological process (GO): transsulfuration
Cellular component (GO): cytoplasm
Molecular function (GO): pyridoxal phosphate binding; cystathionine gamma-lyase activity
Source: RefSeq, a predicted model, not a curated record
GGCACAGUGAUGUCCUCAUGGGCCUGGUCUCUGUAAACAGGGAUGAUCUCUAUGAGAGGCUGAAAUUCCUGCAGAUCUCCCUUGGAGCUGUCCCCUCCCCCUUUGACUGCUUCCUCUGCAACCGGGGGCUCAAGACUCUGCACAUCCGGAUGAAGCUGCACUUCCACAACGGCCUGGCUGUGGCCAAGUUCCUGGAGUCCCAUCCCAGGGUGGAGAAGGUCAUUUACCCAGGGCUGCCUUCCCACCCUCAGUACGAGGUGGUGAAGAAGCAGUGCACAGGCUGUCCUGGGAUGGUCAGCUUCCACAUCAAAGGGAAUAUCAAAAAUGCCUCUGCCUUUCUCAGGAACUUGAAGGUGUUCACUCUCCUGUGCCCGGGGGGGUGUUUGUGUCCUGAGCCCACUCCU